Molecule: messenger RNA, 1116 nt
Organism: Pieris macdunnoughi
Lineage: Eukaryota; Metazoa; Arthropoda; Insecta; Lepidoptera; Pieridae
Source: the annotation of a GenBank genome assembly
AUGGCUACGCAAGCGCCGCGCGUUUCCCGCAAUGUAUCGCUACCGGCCGGCAGACAACCUGCUACUGUCGGCAUGCUGGCAAGGCGCACUUUGUCAGAAAGUGACCUGGAACCAGGAGCGGGAACAGCACCUUCGGGUAGUUCCAGCAGUUCCAGCUUAUCAUCCCGGAGUAAUGAGAGCAGCUCUGUUGCGGCUGAACAACAAGAUUGGUCAGAUGAAGAGGAGCCCUUGGCAGCACAAUGGUCGGACAGUCUGCCUCCAGGCGUACGAGACACCAUAGUGCUAAGUGCUAGGCUACGCAAGCGACAAGAAGUUAUACAUGAAUUGAUUGUCUCUGAAGCAUCUCACGUGCGUUGGCUUAAAGUCCUUGGCGGUGAUUUCCUGAAGCCCUUAGAGCGACAGUCCAAUCUCCUACCUCCUGAAGAGUUGAGAGCGCUAUUCCCAAACUUGCCCAGUGUUAAAGAGCGCCACUUAAGACUGUACUCAGAAUUGAGGACGGUACGAAACGAGGCGCCCAAUCAUGUUGUACAAGUACGGCCCGUUGCUGAUGCUAUGCUUAAUACGCUUGGUGAAGCCGGAUAUUCCUCGUGCCUAGCUAAAUUCUGUCGGGGACAGCGUAUGGCGCUUGAAGCGUUGCGUGAGCGCCGGCGUAAGAAUAAAGAAUUACAUCAGUUUUUGGCUGGAAGGGAACAAUUACCUCGCUGUGGUAGGCUGCAGUUGAGAGAUUUGCUUGCCUGUGUUUGGCAGAGGUUGACGAAAUACCAACUACUGCUAGAAGGUAUCCUUAAGACUGUGACUGAAGAUCAAAGUGAAGAUGACCCAGAGAGCGAAGAAGAUAUUACCCAGCUUCGCAAAGCGUUGAACACGGCUAAAGAUGUAUUGCAUAGUGUUGAUACUGCCAUACGGACCUCUGAGAAUGAGCACAGAUUGAGAACAAUUCAAAGUAAGCUGGAAGUGCGAGCUCCCAUGAGUCCCGAGUGGGAGGAGCUACGUCGUCUGGAGUUGCCUCAUCACUCGCUUCGUAUAGAGGGGGAGUUACUUGUGCGCACUGACACCAAAAAGAUGACCGUUCUUGCACUGAUGCUGGAUGAUAGCCUGGUUCUCUUUACAACGUGA